Molecule: messenger RNA, 177 nt
Organism: Gaeumannomyces tritici R3-111a-1
Lineage: Eukaryota; Fungi; Ascomycota; Sordariomycetes; Magnaporthales; Magnaporthaceae
Exons: 1
Coding region: 1-177 (58 amino acids)
Source: RefSeq, a predicted model, not a curated record
AUGAACGUCGCCUCUUCCUCCUGUCUUGGUAGCACCUCGCUUAGGCACGGCGGCGUCGCUUGCCAUGCGCUGAACAAGCUUGGGGGCGAGGUCUGUGCAGGCACCAAGCUUCUCGAGAGGCCCAAUGACGUGCUGGAGUUCAGGGCGCUCGGGCCACGUCUUGUUCGUGUCGAUUGA